Molecule: messenger RNA, 2444 nt
Organism: Salarias fasciatus (jewelled blenny)
Lineage: Eukaryota; Metazoa; Chordata; Actinopteri; Blenniiformes; Blenniidae
Gene: faf2
Product: Fas associated factor family member 2
Exons: 11
Coding region: 20-1357 (445 amino acids)
Biological process (GO): ERAD pathway
Cellular component (GO): endoplasmic reticulum
Molecular function (GO): ubiquitin binding
Source: RefSeq, a predicted model, not a curated record
GGAUGAUUGGCGAGGUAAGAUGGCGGCGCCAGAGGAGCCAGAAUUAUCCCAGGCGCAGACCGAAAAACUCCUCCAAUUCCAGGACCUAACCGGUUUGGAGUCAAUGGACCAAUGUCGCCGAACAUUAGAGCAGCAUAACUGGAACAUUGAGGCUGCAGUACAAGACAGACUCAAUGAACAGGAAGGAGUGCCCAGCGUGUUUAACCCUCCACCAUCCAGACCGCUUCAAGUCAACACAGCAGACCAUAGAGUAUAUAGUUACAUCGUGUCAAGGCCGCAGCCCCGGGGAUUACUAGGAUGGAGUUACUACUUGAUAAUGCUACCUUUCAGAUUUACAUAUUACACACUGCUGGACAUAUUCAGGUUUGCCCUGCGGUUCAUCAGGCCGGAUCCUCGUGGUCGCGUGACAGACCCUGUUGGAGAUGUUGUGUCUUUCAUUCAUAAUUUUGAAGAGAAGUAUGGCCGGUCACACCCCGUAUUUUACCAGGGAACAUACAGCCAGGCACUCAACGAUGCCAAACGGGAGCUUCGCUUCCUAUUAGUGUACCUUCAUGGGGAUGAUCAUCAAGACACCGACGAGUUUUGCCGCUCCACACUAUGUACGGAAGAGGUCAUCACCUUCCUCAACACGCGGAUGCUCUUCUGGGCAUGUUCGACCAGCAAGCCUGAGGGCUACAGAGUGUCCCAGGCACUGCGAGAGAACACCUACCCAUUCCUGGCCAUGAUCAUGCUGAAGGACCGUAAAAUGACUGUGGUGGGCAGGCUCGAGGGGCUCAUUCAGCCAGAGGACUUCAUCAAUCAGCUCACCUUCAUCAUGGAUGCCAACCAAACAUAUCUGAUGUCUGAGCGCCUUGAACGUGAGGAGAGGAACCAGACCCAAGUGCUGAGGCAGCAGCAGGACGAGGCCUACCUGGCCUCGCUUCGCGCCGACCAGGAGAAGGAGCGCAAGAAGAGGGAGGAGCAGGAGCAGCGGCGACAAGAGGAGGAGAAGGUCCGACAGAGCGCCCUCGCUGAGGAGCGGCGGCGACAAACACUCGAGGAGGAGAAGGAGCGGAAGUCGGAGUGUCUUCCGCCUGAGCCGCCGGCAGAUGAUCCAGAAAGUGUUAAAAUAGUGUUCAAGCUGCCCAACGACACACGAGUCGAGAGACGAUUCCUGUUCAGUCAGUCUCUGACGGUAAUAUACGACUUCCUUUUCUCCUUGAAAGAAACUCCGGAGAAGUUUCAGAUAGUUACAAACUUCCCUCGCCGAGUCUUGCCCUGCCUUCCGACCGAAGAGCAGCCCAACCCUCCCACACUGAAAGAGACAGGACUCAGCCGCUCCGAGGUCCUUUUUGUACAGGAUCUUACGGACGAUUAAUGGAUGACAUACCUCUUCUACGUGGAAACACAUUUUCCCGCGGCGGCCACCUUCUCGCCCUUCCUUGUUUUUUUGUUUCAUAUUCUUAUUUUGUUAAAUGGCUGUUAUGCAUAAGGGAUCAUUGAGAUAAAAUCCUAACCCAGAAAGAUUAAACCACCCUGCAUCCAGUCCUUGUUUGGUUGUGUUUACAGGGUUCCCAAUAGCCUGGAAAGUCUUGAAAUUUAUCAAAUAAAUGUUUCUUGAAGUCUUUCCUCGAACUCAUCUUCACAUGUUCCGUGGACAAGGUCUGUUUUUAAUAGUAUGUACUUGGUACCAGUUUAAUUCUUGUCCUUUCUCACCGAUUACUGUUGCAGCAGCAAAUGAUUCAUCUACUAAAAAUACUGAGUAGCAUAGCUUUGUGCAGAUCCAGAACCACAUCCCUGAAGUAACUCCUGUCUGGGGAAAUAAGGAGGAAGGUUUCAUUAACACCAAUAUGGAAACAAAUGCAUUUAAUGAUGGUGUCAAAACUUUUUUUUUUUAUUUCCAAAUUCUGUCAGACUUGAUCUUUUUGUCCUAAUUCAUCGUGCAUUUUUUUUUUCUCAAGCACUCCCAUCGCAGUGAACAAUCUCAGCAGAAUCCAUCUGAAAACAGUUUGGUGCUGCUGCGGUUGUACGUCUGUGUGAGGUGGAGACCACAUGUGUAACUUCGAGGAGUGGCCUGAUGAAUUUGGACACUAAGGAAUUAUGGGAACCCUGUUUUAAAUGAGCCAUGACGUGUACAUAAGUUAGAUAUUUAAAAAUCCUCAAAUUGACCUUAUUUUGUUUGUGACUCAUCUGUGUCAUAAAAUGACCAAAUGCAGGUUGGUUACUAUGUAAAGCAGACUGCCUCAAAGCUCAUAAAGGUGAAAAAAAAAUCUAUAUAAAAAAAAAAAUACCAAUAUUUAACAAGACACCACAGCUUUUACCUGUGGUGUGAUCUAGUAUAGUCAGAGUCUGCCCAUAGUGUGCCUGUGGUUACUCAUAGAUGCCUGUUCUGCCUGUAACAUCCAAAUGGGCUCAUGUAAAGAUGUAAUUUUCCAACUAUAAAUUAAAAACAUUUUAAAAACCUG